This is a messenger RNA of Sinocyclocheilus rhinocerous, 6386 nucleotides long. Its product is annotated as zinc finger FYVE domain-containing protein 16-like. The record is from RefSeq and is a predicted model, not a curated record. Gene Ontology annotation, cellular component: early endosome membrane. Gene Ontology annotation, molecular function: metal ion binding. The transcript is spliced from 18 exons. NCBI's taxonomy places the organism in Eukaryota, Metazoa, Chordata, Actinopteri, Cypriniformes, Cyprinidae. Gene Ontology annotation, biological process: endosomal transport. The coding region runs from base 181 to 4371 and encodes 1396 amino acids.
CCGGGUGGAAAUGGUCGCUCGUGCAGUCAACUGAGGAAAAAGAAAGCAUUAGCUAGCUGCUAACAGUGAAAUACACUAACAUUUCAUCUGAAUACAGCCAACAAACGAAGACGACUGAACAAUGACACAUAUUAAGUUUCUCUGCAGGGGUAAGUGAGGUGUAUCGUACCCCGUCCUAGGAUGGACAGUUAUUUUAAGGCUGCUGUGUGUGACCUGGACAAGCUUUUGGAUGACUUUGAACUCAAUGCAGAGGAGCUUGAGAACAAGCCCGCCACUUUUACAAGCCCUACUUGUCCGGACGCCACGAUUGUCCCAGGUCACCAUUUGGACCUUCAGAGCUUCAUACCAGAGCAACACACGGUCUCGCAAACACUCCCAGAUGUCAAUGCCCUGCACUAUGGACUUGCAUCACAAAGUAUUACCUUAAACCAAAAAGAUUCUUAUUCAAAUGAACGGCCACUCACAGAUGUGGACCUCCUGUCCUCCGUUGAUAGCAGAGGUAUCAAAAGUUCGGCUCCUCCUUGUCCGGACCGCUCCCUAAAGCCUGUGUGUGACCUGGUGAAUGAUACGGGUUCUGCAAACCUCCAGCAGGCUGACAGUCAGGAGGACUUUAAAGAACUGGACGUUCCUGAGAAACAAACUAAUGAGGUGCUGCUAGUGGACUUUGAGAGUCCUGUAGUAUCUACUCCCGAAGAUGCUUCUAACGCCGGUGAAUUACCAAAACAUGACUCCGAGAUUAGCUAUAACUCAUUCAGCCUGCUAGAUGUCAUAUUACCAGCCGUUGGUGACCCUCAUGGUUUAAGUAGCAUCACACCUUUGGAGUGCAAUCGGAUUGAAAGUUCUCGUCCUGAAGACUCAAACGCCAAUGAUCAGAACAGUUCUCCAUGCGAAGUCUCAGUAAACGAGGAAGAUGUUAGUAAUUCAGAUCCUCAUGCUACAAAUGAAGCUGUUUCAGCAACCAGUGAAGAGCAUGCUGUAUCGCUGCAGCCGGACUCAACAGAUACCCAACUGUCUGAAGAUCUCAGUGUCAAAAAUCCAGAGGAUUCAGCUGGAAGUCCCUCCCUGGAGAAGGAAGCUUCUCUAUCUUGCUUGCCAAUGGCCGUAUCUAUGUGUGGAUCCCUUGUGGCGUCUUUAGACCCACAGACAGCAGUGAUUGAAACCAAAGAUGAGGCUGAACUGGAAAAAAAUUCAGCGAUUCAAGAGGCUGAAGAGUUCAUUCUUCCGUUAGAAGAACCCACAACACCGUUCUCCUCCAAUAGGCCUGAUUCCUCACCUGAAGAUGAACCUGAGCUAGUCCAAAUCAUGUCGAACACAGAAAGGGUGACUGCUAUCUCAGGCCAUUACCCUGAAAGAAACUUUAAGCACAACUUGUCGCUGACAGAGAAAGAGUUGUGUGAAAGCAACCCAUCUCCGCCCUAUUCAGAAAGCCCAAAUUAUUCCUACGAGUUCAGUAUCACCAACGAUUACCUUCCUGAAAGCGACCAGACUGUGAUGAUGGUUACGGACGAGGAGCUGGACGCCUUUCUGAUGGGUCAGGAUGUGAAAAUCAACUCCGACGCAGGCGCAGACAAAUUCGUAGAUGACGGCUUUUCAGAAUUUAACGGAAACGUGGAAGGCUUUUUAGAUGAGGAACUGCAGAGCUGCAAAGUUGAGACGUUUGCUUCUCCUGAGAGCGAUGGUUCUCUUCAGUAUCUGGAAGAGAGCGAAGGUUCGAACGUUUCUUCUUCAUCUCAGGACAGCAGCCCGCUGAGGACAGACGCCACACAAACAAUUAGCCAUGAAAAUGCAACCAGCCCUGUUGAGAUUCAGUCAGUUUGCACCCCUAACCAAGAGUCAAAUUACGGUGGGGCGAGACCAAAGCAGUUGUCCAACCAAACCGCACGGCCUCCAUCUGAAAGACACCGGACCGGCUAUGCUGAACCCGAUGUGCCAGGCCUUUCUGCAGAGAAUGGCUCGCAAGUUUCUCCCAACCAAGAUGAAAAUAACUGUGAACCCCCUUCUUAUCAGCAAUAUGAUGCCAGUUACGGCCAUGAUGAGCUUUCAGAGCCUCCACCAUACCCAGGAGAGAGUCCUGAUCCACCAGGACACGAGGUCGAGGGUCUGGGGUCAAAGCAGCCUCCUUGGGUGCCAGACUCCGAGGCUCCUAACUGCAUGAAUUGUGAGCAAAAGUUUACCUUUACCAAGAGGAGACACCAUUGCAGAGCAUGUGGGAAGGUGUACUGUGCAAACUGCUGCAACCGCAAAUGCAGACUGAAAUAUCUGGAUAAAGAGGCCAGGGUUUGUGUCAUCUGCCAUGUUACCAUACAGAGAGCUCAAGCCCAUGAGAGAAUGAUGAGCCCUACUGGGCCCAGUCCCAAUCCCAACAUCCCAUCAGAGUACUGCUCCACCAUACCGCCCAUGCAGCAGGCCCGCGCCGCCGGCACCCUCAACUCUCCCCCACCCACCGUCAUGGUCCCCGUGUCUGUCCUCAAACACCCCGGUAAUGACGGUUUUCCACGUGAGCAGAAGCAUGUGUGGUUUGCUGAUGGUAUCCUGCCGAACGGUGAAGUCGCCGACACCACCAAACUGUCCGUACAGACCCGGAGAUCCUCUCAGGAGUCAAGCCCAGUAACGCCAGACCCGCCAGGGCCUGAUGGUAAAUUGCCUGGUGAGUGUGAUGAGAGCGCCGGAGGAAGUUCUGACAGCGCUGCCGAGGUGAGCCGCCCGCCCCUCAGAGGCCCGUGGGACUACGGCCUGCUCUGUGCGGUGGGCAGCUGUGUGCAGAGAGCGGUCAGUCUGGUGCCGGAGGAUGAUGAAGGUCUGCCUCCACUGCUCAUUACCACAGGAGAGGAGGAAGAUGGGGAUGUAUUAGUUGAGGAACGUCCUGCUGCUUGCCAAAUAUUGCUGCUGUUGGAAGAGGGAGGCCCACAACCUCUGACCUUUGUGCUCAACGCCAAUUUACUGGUGAACGUCAAGAUCGUCACAUAUGGUGGGAAGAGGUGCUGGUGUCUGAGCUCUAACGGUCUUCAGGGAGUGGGCCAGAAGGAGCUGGUGUUUAUAAUUGAGUGUCUCCCAGAGGAGAACAGCCUGCCUAGAGACGUAUUCAACCUGUACGUUAGUUUAUACCAGGAUGCACAGAAAGGGAAGUUCAUCGAGCACCUUGGAAACGUGACGUUCACUGACAGUUUCCUGGGCAGUAAAGACCACGGGGGCGUCCUGUUCUUCACUCCAACCUUUCAGCCACUGGAUGGUCUUGCUCUGCCGCAGGUCUCGUUCCUCUGUGGUGUUUUGAUUCAGAAACUAGAGGUUCCCUGGGCUAAAGUGUUUCCCCUCCGACUGCUGCUUGCUCUGGGGGUGCAAUACAAUGUGUAUCCCUGCACUUUGGUGAGCGUGCGUUUCCGUGACUCAGUUUUUAAAGAGACGGGACACACCAUCAUGAAUCUGCUCACAGAUCUGAGGAACUAUCAGUACAGUUUACCGGUGGUGGAAAAUCUGAGAGUGCACAUGGAGAUGGGCAACAGCUACAUCGACAUUCCCAAGUCCGGGUUUAAUCAGAUGCUGAAGGUGGUGAACUCCUCUAAUGAGCAUGUGAUCAGUUUCGGUGCCUGUUUCAGCACUGAGGCCGAUUCUCACUUGGUUUGCCUGCAGAACGAGGACGGAAGCUACCAGACGCAAGCCAACAGUAUACCAGGAAAAACCAGGAGAGUGACUGGAGCUAGUUUUGUGGUUUUUAACGGUGCUCUGAAAGCCUCAUCAGGAUUCAUUGCCAAAUGCAGCAUUGUGGAAGAUGGGUUAAUGGUGCAAAUCCCUCCGGAGACCAUGGAGGGUUUGCGACAGGCCCUCAGGGACCAGACCGACUUCCAGAUCCCCUGUGGAAAGGCAGAUUCGGAAGAGACACGAGAAAAUGUGAAUGUACGCUGGGUCGACUGGACCACACCUGUCAACACUGGAGUCACCAGUCCGGUGGAUGGCAAGUCUCUAGAGGGAGUGUCCAGCGUCAAGAUCCAGCAAGACUCAGAGUUUGAGAUGGACGGCCGAACCAUCAGGUGUACUGAGGUCUUCUAUGUGCUGAAGUCUUCAGACGUCUCUCUGUCUGCCGUCUUCACGUCAUCGGCUCAGUUUCAGAGAGAGAUCGCCACCGCCAGCUGCGCCGCCCUCUGCCCGCACCUCUCUGUGCUCGUGGCGAAUGGGUUCAACUCUCUCGCACUCCGGGUCUCCACCGACUCAGACAUGGUUGAGUAUCAGGCUGGCUCUGGUGGCCACCUCCUGCCUCAGAAGUAUAUGAACGAUCUGGACGGGGCUCUAAUUCCUGUUAUCCACGGAGGAAGCUCCUGCGUCCCCCAUCAGGCCGUGGACAUGGAGUUUUUCUUCUACAUCUCACUGAGCAUUUGAACACUGGUGACUUACAAACUUUCCAGCCACAGGCAACCUGUCAGACCUUCACGAUCGGUACCAAUGAAUCACAGAUGCAGAUAGACAGACUCCGUAUCUGAUCUCUGACAAGGUAUGGAGAGUUUGAUGCAUUUUAGAGGAAAAGCACUUCACUGAAGUGGCACUAUAUUAGCGAUCCUUUAGAAUAAAGAAAGAGGUCUUGGAUCAGCAACAAAAAUAAAAACGUGAGAACUUUGCUGAGCUUUGCUUCUUCAGUCGUGUUUCCAGGGUCUGAUUGUUGGAUGCUGAUCGACGAAUGUUAGUUUGAACGCGAACAGAAUUGUUUAUGUAUGACUAUGAUGUCAGAUAUACUGGUAAUUAUAAUCGUUACUUGAUUACACACAUGGCAACCGAGCAUAUGAAGUGCUGUUUCUUUAUGUCUGUUUUUUUCUGAGCUGGAAUCUGCAAUCUUUUUUUCCCAUCCAUCAUAAUUUACUGUUACCAUAUGAAGUAGCUUCAUGUGGACUUAAGAAUCCAUAUGAACGUUUUAUGUAAUGCUUAUUGUACUUUUUUUUUUUAAGUACUGCAUUUUAUGAUUAGUAAUUUUUCUCAAUCUGUAAAAUACACAGAGGGUAAAAUACGCCUCGGUUUGAUUGUUUAAAACAUAUAGAUGAAAUCAUCUGCUAAUUCGAUUAAGCUUUUAUUAAGCUUAAAUACUAUUUUUGGAACAGACAGUUCAUGUGUUGAUUAAAGGUGAUAUUUUUGAUAGGGCAUUGAAAUUACAAAUUAUUACACGUACUGCAAUUAUAACCCCAAAAAAGCUAAUGAAAUUCUUGUGAAAGCAUUGUUUCAAACCACAUAUUAUAUUUACCAGAAAAGUUCAGAGUAAAGGAUGAUAGGAUGAUUUCUAUGAAAAGAUUUGCUUUAACAUUUAUAUAAUUAUUUUCACACUACUGCAUUAAUUAAACAAAAGGUCAUUUAUUGAGAUCUUUAAAUGGCUUUAUUUUACUAUUAGUUCAUUUUACUGGACAAAAUGAAAAACAGCCCCAUCUGUUUACACUACAAAUGUGUUGUUGGUGUAACCAGCCAGGAAUUGAAGAAUCCUUAGAGCUUUGAAUGUUGGCCUGAAAAAAAAAAUCAACACAUCUGAACACUUUCCAUGUUUUUUCAUUUUUAAAAAUUUGUCAACCCACCAUGAUACGAGUUAACAAGGCUGCCAAAUGUCCUCAAUAUACUCCAGACAUUAAAAUAUCUGUAACUGUUUGACAGAUUGAAGAAUUAUGAAAACGCUUUCCUUAUGAAAUAUGCUGGAUGGUGUUUCUGAAUUAAGUAGCCAUUUUAUAAAUGCAAUAACCUUGAGUUCUUUCACUUGACUGUGAUCCUACAAUUUUACAUUCAGCUUAAAAUGUACCUUAAACCUGCAAAACAAAGCUUUUUUCCCUCAAAUGAAUUGUGAUUAUAUUGAUGCCAAGUUUAUGAAAUCAUUACUUUUUAAAUGCUGCAGCUUAACAAAAAUCUAAAUUCAUUAAUUUGCAAAAUGCACUUUUACUGUGGUUGGUGAAAGGAAAUACAGGACGAGUGAUUGUUUCUUAUUUUUUAUUCAGUUUUUCUUCAUGGUGAUAAAAUACAACAUAAACAGUGAUGAAUCAGUUUAUUUGAUAUAUUGACUGGUAUAUUUAAAUAAUCUGAAGGCUUCUAUAAUUCUGUCACAAACCAAAUACAAAUGUUCUUAAGAUACACAUGAUUGUUGAGAUUAAAUGUCUGUGAAAUGAGUUGAGCAUUUUAUAGACAUCUCAGAUCCUUAUUUGGGCUUUGUGGAAUAUUUUGGGAGUUAAAUUAUUUUCUCACUGUUACUGAUUAAUUAAAUCAUCACAAUUAAAGUAUUUUUAUGCUUUACAAAAAGCUGUUAAGAUGUACCAGUUUGCAUCAUGUAUAUCUAUUUAUUCAUGAAAACCAGAUUUAUUUGAUGAAUUAUCUGGUAUGGGACCUAAGGAUGUUCUUCAAAACAACAUUCAUUUCUAAUAUGUAUCUCAUGU